AUGUCCCGACCGCACUCGCCCGCCCCCGGCGCUCAGCUGGCAGAGGAUGUCGCUGUAGCAGUCCACCUCAACACCGACGGCGCAAGCACGCCAAACUCGCUCUCUGGAAUGCACCUGCAGCUCCCGGAAAACCCUCGCUCGUCCGGCGACGCCUCUGACCCGGCCACGACCACAUACGCCCUCGAGCCGGUCAACCCAAAGGAAAGGGUCACGGUCGACGUCGUCAAGGACGCAAAGUCCGGCAAGCACUACAAGGCCAUCCCCGUCAAGAACCCGGCCUACUCGCUUGGCCACACCAAGGGCGCCCCCGCCGUCGCGCCGCUCCCGCCCAGGACGACGGGCCGAAUCGGCCUCGGACACGCGCUGCCGACCAAGGAGCAGAACGACGCCUACAAGAAGGACAAGAAGCUUCGCUCCGGCAGGACCUCGGCGGGCACCCACACGCCUGAAAACUACAUGUCGGACAGCUCGCGUCGGCCAUCGAUGGACGCCAACACGAGCGAGGGCCGCAACCUCUUGCUGCAGCAGCUGCGCGAGCUGAUCCACGAGGAGGUCUCCCGCGCCAACUGGCACCACAGCGAGAGCGUCAAGCAGCACCUCGAGGAAUCCAAGCAGGACCAGGUCGACCUGCUCGAGGAGGCCAUCGCUAAGACCAAGGCGCAGGAAGAUGAGAAGGCGGGCGACCUCGAAAAGACGGCCGACGUCGAUGCGCCCAAGAUGCUCAUGACCGAGACCAAGGACGACAGCACCGUCAAGGGCAGCGACACGUCGGCCGUCGAGACCGUCGACCCGGAGUACGUCGAGCGCGGCGUCAUCGAGAGGACGGGGACCGACGGCACCGACGGCGAGCUCGAGUUCCCCAACCCGUGGGCCAAGUUCAGGUACAAGAUGCGCGAGCCGUUCGCCGAGUUCCUCGGAACCUUUAUCCUCAUGACGUUCGGUGACGGUAUCAACAACCAGGUCUUUGUCUCGCAGAUGCUCGACCCCAGCAGCCCCAAGGGAGAGUACCUCUCGGUGUCGUUCGGCUGGGGCGUCGGUGUGGCGCUCGGCGUCUGGGUGGCGGGCGGCAUCUCCGGAGGCAUGCUCAACCCGGCCGUCACCAUCACGCUCGCCACGUUCCGCAAAUUCCCCUGGAAGAAGGUGCCCAUCUACAUUGCCGCGCAGCUUCUCGGAAGCUUCUGCGGCGCGCUCUGCAUCUACGGCCUCUACGUCAACCCGAUCCGCAUGGUCGACCCGCUGCAGACGGAAAAGACGGCGGCGCUCUUCACCACGUACCCGGCCGAGUUCCUGCGCACGCCGAGCACGCGCAUGACGACGUUCUACAACGAAAUCUACGCCUCGGCCGUGCUGCUCAUCGUCAUCCUGGCCAUCGGAGACGCGUCCAACACGCCGCCGCCGGACGGCAUGGCGCCCAUCGCCUUGCUCUGGCUCGUGUGGGGUCUCGGCGCCACGCUUGGCUGGCAGACUGCGUACGCCGUCAACCCGGCCAGGGACUUGGGACCGCGCAUCAUGCUCUCGGUCGUCGGAUACCCGUCCGAGAUCCUCUGGACCUUUGACGCGUGGUACUGGCUCUGGGUGCCGACGCUCGCCACCAUCGUCGGCGCCCUCAUCGGCGCCUUUAUCUACGACGGCCUCAUGUACACGGGCGGCGAGUCGCCCCUCAACGCAAAGUGGCGCUUCAGCUCCACCCGCUUCGGCCGCGGAUCCAAGAACAAGCUGCCCGCCGCCCUCUCCGAGGCGUGA
Molecule: messenger RNA, 1743 nt
Organism: Pseudozyma flocculosa PF-1
Lineage: Eukaryota; Fungi; Basidiomycota; Ustilaginomycetes; Ustilaginales; Ustilaginaceae
Exons: 1
Coding region: 1-1743 (580 amino acids)
Biological process (GO): glycerol transmembrane transport; water transport
Cellular component (GO): plasma membrane
Molecular function (GO): water channel activity; glycerol channel activity
Source: RefSeq, a predicted model, not a curated record